UGUAGAGUGGGUAAAGCUGCCUCUUAUUUGUACAGAUCUUGAGCGACGCCUUCAGCGGUUGUGAAAGGUAGAGAAUGCUCCUCCCAAGCGCUGUGACAACGGUAGUAAUCAUACUGUUGUCAGUGGGUGUUAGGCUCUCUGAGGGACGCCUGGAACUAGUCAACAACGGGUAUGAGGACCUCGUAGUGGCCAUAUCUCCUUCAGUAAACGAAUCUGAUGCGAUGGAUAUUAUCGAGGCUAUAAAGCGAACCGUUAGUGAGGCUUCUGCCAUCCUGUUCAAGGCAACUCACCAAAGAGCUUUCUUCAAAGAUGUCAAGAUCCUCCUGCCGAUGACCUGGGCCAGCACGACCUACGAUCAGAUAGCUUUCAAUCAACAUUUUCAAAGCAGCGACAUUCGAGUGGACGUCAGUAAUGCAGUAUAUGGUGACCAGCCUUAUACCGACCAACCAGGCGGGUGUGGUGUUCCAGGCCGGUACAUUCACCUCACUCCCGAUUACUUACUCAAUAACGAAGAAGCUGCUUGGUGGGGUCCUCGUCCCAAGACCCUAGUGCACGAAUGGGCCAAGUUGAGGUGGGGAGUCUUCGCUGAGAUCGGUUACCCUAACGACCCCACCUCCCCGCCCUUCUUCUGGAAUUCGUCUGGAGUGAACGGCGCAGAGAACGUCAGUCCGACGUACUGCGCAAACCGGGAGUUGUCAGGAGAGCUGAGGGACGCCCUCACCAAUACCUCCUGCAGCUACGCCGACGGCCUCCCGGACGCCAACUGCCGCUUCUUCCCCAACACCACCCAGGAAGCCUCCUCCUCCCUCAUGGGAUAUUAUCACAUAGAUAAUAUCGUGGAAUUCUGCGACUCCGACAGCGCCAGCGACUUCUCCCACGAUGCCCUGGCGCCGAGCAGACACAACCUGAUGUGCGAAGGGCGGUCCGCCUGGGACGUCAUGGGCCUCCAUCCUGACUUCGACGGGGGGGCGAAUCCUCCCGCCACUUCCUCCUCUCCGACGAAGUUCACGGUUCUGCGUCAGGAAGUCGUCAAGAUCGCGCUCGUCCUCGACUACUCCUUCGGCAUGAGUAACGCGCAGAGGAUUCAGAAACUCCAGAGAGCCGUCAAGCGCUGGAUCCUCUACGAAGCGCCGGAUGGGAUCUACCUGGGCAUCAUUAAGUUCUGGGGGAGUGCGUUUCGAUCUGCUCAGCUGACGGAGAUCACAGGCCAGUCUCGCAGGAACCUCGCUAGUCACAUAGACACUUUGCUCAACUCUGGGACUAGUAUCGGUGCUGGUCUUCAGGUAGCUAUUUAUGAUGUUCUGAAGAAUCAAAACAACCCCGUUAUUCUUGUGGUUAGCGGAAGCCCUGAAAAUGAGUAUCCUUAUAUUGACGACAUGCUCAGCAAAGUUGUUCAAUCCGGAGUCAGAGUUGUCACAGUAGCACUAGGAAACGAAGCCGAGAUUAAGCUCCAGACCCUGGCAUCGGCUACAGGAGGAAAGGCGUUCGCGGUUUCGGACGAUGACGAAGGCGGGGCACUGGACGAGGCGCUGCUGGGGGCCUUGGCGUACCAGCCGGAGGGCAGUCUUAAGGACGUUCAAGUGAAGCUACACGGCUUUACUCGCCACGCCGAAAACGAAACAGUCACCGAAUCCUUCACAGUCGACGCUUCAGUGGGCCGCAAGCUGGAGUUCCGGCUCGACACAGACAGGGCAGUCGCCUUCUCAGAGCGUCCGCACCUGAUACGCCCCAGCGGCACUCGGAUCAACGCAAUAUCCGCUGACGGUGUUCUGUGGGCCGUCUCUCUGCCGGUGGCCGAGGUUGGAUCGUGGAUCUGGAGUCUGACUUUGCCCGCCUCUGGAAACUGUUACAUCCGUGUCAGUGUUACGGCCAAAGGAAGGGAACCAGAAAUAUUACCCAUCCUCUCUCGUGCUUGGUUGAGCGUAGGGCCGUAUGGUGUGGACAUCCCAAACAACCCUGUUAUUGUGUACGCGGAAAUUAAACAAGGAAACAACCCCGUCGUUGAUGCCAGAGUCAGAGCGACCGUCACGCAGCCAAGCGAAGACCUUGACGCAGUGGAGUUGGACCUUCUCGACAACGGCCAAGGCGCAGACACUCAGGCGGGAGAUGGAGUCUAUUCGCGAUACUACACUGUGUACCCUGGCGCUGGCAGGUACUCCGUCGAGGUCCAGGUGUGGGGCGAUGGUUACACCUUCGUCAACAAUGGCUCUGAAAAGUCGAAACAACAAUUUCUCAAAACGCCCACCUACUGCUGCGGGAGUGUCGUGCCCUCGGUCCCUGAACGUGGAGUCUCAACAGGAAAUUUUAGUCGAACCGUAGCUGUUGGUUCAUUCCAGGUUUUAGCAACCCUUCCUGCAGGUGACCUGUUCCCCCCCUCCCGCGUCACGGACCUGCAGGUCAGCGCCGCGCCGCUCUUCCUCGACCUCACUUGGACUGCUCCCGGAGACGACCUCGACGCCGGCGCAGUCGCCGGGUACGCGAUUCGCCUCAGCGAGAACCGCACUGACCUCGAGGACGACAGCUUCGACACCAGAGGGAACGAGACUCUCCUCUUGACGCUGGAGGAGUCGGCGAACAUGACGGAGUUGCUCCUCGAAGCCGGUCAGAAGAUAACACUCAACCUCACCCUCGAAGACGAGCUGGAGAGCAACAGGACUUACUUUGUUGGUAUUCGUGCAGUGGACGACGUCGGGUUGGUUAGCGCGGUGUCGAACCCAGUGGUCGUAGUCAGCCUCGAAUACCCGCCUCCCUCCACGCCUCCUUCGAGCCCACACCUGCAGGCGUGGGCCAUUGUCCUCAUGGCCUCCGCCUCGCUCGUUGCCGUGGGAAUGGUGGCUGGAUGCGUCGCCUAUGCCCGGAAGAGGAGACUCCGGACUGCAACCGACUCAAUUUAUCCGGUUGCAUUUCGAUAUGCAGAGAAGGAUGUUUGGUGUGGCCCUCCCUCUCCCUCUGCGGCCUAGGUCUAUAUAAGAACUUAUAUAGGCCGUGUCUACGGCAAGCCAUUCUUACUGGAAGAAUUCAAGGUCAAUAAAUAUAUCCGUUCCUUUUUUUAAUUCAGAAGCAUUUGUUUUUCAUUUUAUAUGAUUUCUUGGGAAAGCGAAAUAAGAUACGUAAAUGAUUGUUGUAAUUUUAUGAGCGAAAUGAACUCAUCUGGAAUGUCGCAGCCAAGUUACCACGCAACUUGAAAAUCUCUCUUGCGUAUGACAGUACUUCAAGCCACGAACAUCACUCUAAAUAGCUAACCUGUGAUGCAACCAACGCUGCACAGCUCUUUGAACAACGACUACUUCGAAACUAUGACCUAGACCUAGUAUUGCAUCCUCCUCCUCCUAGAAAAGUGUACUCGCUCCAUUCUAGAUAAAGCUUAUUAAGCUUAUUGUCUACACCAACUAAGACGAUAUCAUAUUUCUCGUGUAUAGUAAAACUCUAAACUCUGAUCCGGGUAGCUUGAUAGCAAAAUCCGUUCCAGUUUUAAGCUGGUAAAUCUAGGGAAAAAAUCGAAAUUACCUAAUGUCAGAAUGCGCCUAUCCUUUAAACGACUCUCCAUGCAAAAGACUUCAGGAAACACACUCAAACACACGUAUGUGUGCUAGUGUGUGAGUGAAUAAGUGUGAGUGUAUGAGUGUGUGUGAAUGUUGUGUGUGUGUGUGUGUGUGUGUGUGUGUGUGUGUGUGUGUGUGUGUGUGUGUGUGUGUGUGUGUGUGUGUGUGUGUGUGUGUGUGUGCGCGCGCGCGUGCUUAAUACCGAAUAUUACUUAGAUAUCUUAUAGAUCCCCAUCUAGUCAGUGUGCCUGCGUGCCUCGACAUGGAAUUCCUCGACUUACCACGCCGGUGGCUGUCAACGACAGCUAGAAAAAAGAAAAGGAAAACGACUCCAAGAACCACAACAACAAAAAAGUUAACCCAUCCUUAAAAAAUCCCCAGAAUUCUCCGAAUUCAAGAGACCCUGCACUGCCAGAAACUGACUACAUGUUGUGCUGAAAGGUUCUUUGGUGCUAUUCAUGUAUCAUUAUCGUUAUACGGUCCAGGAUAAUGCAGUCUUCAUAACCAUAGUUACGGAGUUAAUGACAAAAACGAAAAUCCAGAUAGCUGCAUUUAAAAACUUAUUUGACUGAAAUUACAUUUCAUCAUGAUUUUUUUUUUCGUUUUUUCUUAUAUUUAUCCUUUAUCUGUUAAUAUUUUUGUGUAUUUAUGCCCGUUCAGGUAUUUUCGCCAUUCACAAUUGGCUAUCUUAAUAAGAUACGUCGAAUUUGUAUUUUUGAAAUGCGUGAUGUACAGUAUAAUCGAAUUUGUAUUGAAUAUAGAUGUAUUUAUAUAAAUAUGUGUUAAUGUAUAUUUAGGUGUGCAUAGUAUGUGUGUAUAGUAUGUAAAUGACAUUAUCUACAUUAAAAAUCACCCAAA
Molecule: messenger RNA, 4400 nt
Organism: Penaeus monodon (black tiger shrimp)
Lineage: Eukaryota; Metazoa; Arthropoda; Malacostraca; Decapoda; Penaeidae
Product: calcium-activated chloride channel regulator 4A-like
Exons: 20
Coding region: 75-2960 (961 amino acids)
Molecular function (GO): protein binding
Source: RefSeq, a predicted model, not a curated record